Messenger RNA from Symbiodinium sp. CCMP2592, 5568 nucleotides. The record is from the annotation of a GenBank genome assembly. Lineage: Eukaryota; Dinophyceae; Suessiales; Symbiodiniaceae.
AUGGGGCGAGGAGAGAGAAAGGAUGUGGGGCCUCCUCCCAUUCCACUCCUGAACCAGGGGAGCCGUCUUUCUUUAACGGAGUUUGAGGACGCGUAUGGCUCCCUGGAGGAUUUGAUCAUCUUUCAAGUGAUGGGUGAUUCCAAUGAGCCCCACGGCUAUGCCAUUGGAAAGAUCAACAAGUUUUACCCUUGUGAGGACACGGGAGCUCAUGUGGAGCUCAGCUACUUAGGCUGCGAAGAUGGGUUUUACAGGUGGUACAUUGAGCAUGAGGGAGAGGCUGGUGGCCUCCCGAAAGACUACUCCCAUCAUCUGUGCCGCCGGGCCCUGAGUACUUGUAUUCGCAAAGAGGGGAGGAAAAUGAUCCACGUGCAGAAGUGGGCACCCGUCACCCGCGAAGAUGCUCACACGCUUCUGGUUGCUUGGGGUUACACUGGUUUUGCUGACAAGGGACGGAGGGCACCUCUGUCUAGACGCAGUGGCCAUGUGUCAGCCCCCGGGAGCGCUGCAAAGAGCCGGCCCCUUAAGAGGACCGCGCCGCGGGACCCAAGCGAGGAGCCGGAGGCGAUCGACUGUGAGAAAGAGGGGGAUGACGAGCCUCGUGAGGAGCCCCGUGCUCCCCGGAGGAGGACAAAGGGCUCGGCUGCCAGGGCGCGGGAGGCGUCGAAUGCACUCGACAGCGUGCUGGAGGACGCUACCAAGGUUGGUCCUGAUGCACAUGAAAAGGCCGGGCCUCUUGAGAGCCGCCUGGCAGGACUUCGCGCCCGACUUCAGGAGAAGACGGGAGCCAAGAAAGGGGGCGCAGCACAGGCGCUUGCCGAUAAGGCGCAAGCCGCCGCUGCUACUUCCAAGCCUCGCAAGAGACGCAGAUCAAGUGAUGUGGUGCAUGCUUUGCAAAAGGCCUUGCUCCCACGCCAUCGCGAUCGCGAAUACGAUCUUCCUGAGGAUGACUCCUACAGCGAGGGCAAUGAGGACGAUGAUGGUCUCCCGGCAAGGAGUGGUUCCACAAGCCUGGUGGCAAAGAAGCGGCAGCUGCGAAAGUUUGCACAGGAGAACCCCGGGCAGCUGCUGCGCAGAGGCCUCGAGAACAUGAGGGAUCAGGUGGGCCAGCUUUACGGCGACCAGGACGUCGAGGAGGAUAAGUACUCCCCUGUGGUGAACCGCUACCUCCUCUCAGUGUUGCUCCCGAACUUCCCGGCGCGCCAGCAGCCCGAGGAGCGCCACCGGGAGAUGCGCACUUUGGCUUUGGGCAUCGACCUGUUGCUGAAGGGGAAGAUCGACAGUGCAGGAGACCUCUUUAUGCAGCGUUUCAAGUCGUUAACGAUGGCCUUGCGUGACAACGACAACCGCUUCGGUCACUACUUGGAGCUCUUGCCAGAGGACCUUGUGGGAGGCGGAGCCAGCCAAGAUGAGACGGAAUACGCCCGAACAAUGGCCCUCAAGGCCGCAAGAAGUGAGGCACUUUUGAAGAAGGGGUGCGGAGCAGGGCAAAGCUCCGACCUCGCCCGAACCUUCUCAAGUUGCCCCACCGAGAACGCCGCCAAGGGAGCCUUCGAGAUCACCGGCGAGGAGCCCGAGGAGGACGCCGGCCAUCAGAGCACCUCUCGAGAGGAGGACAGGCCAACGGCAGGAUCGUCAUGUGAGCUUCGCGCAGGGCGGCAAGGACGAUCAAAAGGAUCAGGAGCCGGAGGGUGUGAUGGCCAAGGCUCGGUUGGCGGUGCCUCGCAAGGAGGGCGAGAGCCGCAGCAAGUGGAAGGACCGAGUGUUUGCGCACCUACGAAAGGGCCAGUGAGGAUGCUGGUGGAUGGAAAUCAUGAUGCGAGCGGCCCCGGUGAUGCACCAGGGGAGUUCUGCGGCCAGGGUGGGAGGGAACUCUCCCAUAGCCUUGGUGAGCUUUUUGACCUGCUCCUUGUGGCCCCUCAUGUGUCAUGUAAUGCACUCGCAAAGCAGAUUAUGGAUUUCGUGGAAACUCAGCACACGUUGCAACUUGGUAUUUCGCUGCUGCAACUUCUGUUGGCCUCUCUGAGAGACCGGGGCCACUUGAGUGGUCUCACGUGCCUUUUUGAAGACAUCACGCCUCUUGUCCAGGGGACGCUAAAGCAGGGGCGGGAAACAAGGCAGCGUGACCUUCUGCCUUUGCCACUUCCCCCUUUUGGCGCUCUCCUUAACUUAGCGAAGAAGCUCAAGCGGCCCGGCUCAGGAGUUUUGGUUUGGAGUGAUGCUGAGGCUCGGAAGUUGGGGAAGCAGCAGCGUAGGAAGUUGGUGAGUGCAGCAUGCGAGCAGACGUGGAGAUUGCUGAGUGUUAUUGUGCUCAAUGGUGAGAGCUCCUCGUGGGUGAAGCUGGUGCCUGCCAGUGAUCAUGUUGAGACCCAGAGCCAGAGGGUUGCCCUGGCGGGACUGUCCAGGCGUUGUGCCUGGUGGUCCAAUCGGGCGCUGCAGCCGCGGCCCGAAACAUCAUUUGAGGACGUUAUUCGGUCACGGCAGGUUGAUUACACUGGGGAUGCUGUGUUGAAAGCCUUGCCGCUGCGGCUGGAGGAGUUGGCUCCCGGCCUACCGGAGGAUGGAGUUGCAGGGAGCUUGGAUGCAUUGGCGAUUGCGGAUGGCGAUGUCGCACGUUGGUUGAGGGAUCCCUCGCAAGCCUUGUUGAGUCCCGAAUCAUGGCCCCGCCCAGUCCCGACGGCGUCCAUGAACGUAACUCCGCAUGAAUGGGAGCGCAUUGUUUCAGUCCUCUUCCGAAAAGGCAUUCUGGAGCCAAUUGAUCUUUCAGAAGUUUUUCGCGUCGACGAUCAACCCAUUCUCAACGGAAUAUUCGCCGUCGAAAAAGGCGGGGAUCCCGCCCCGGGUGAAGCCCGGGUUACUCGCCUAAUAAUGAAUUUAGUGCCAACAAAUUCGCUACAACGGCUGAUGCCUGGCGACCUCGCUACAUUAUCUGGCUCUAGCAACUGGAGUUCUAUUUUGUUGGGACGGGGCGAAGUACUCCUUUGGAGCGGUGACGAUCAAAAGGGAGCUUUCUACGCGUGGCGACUUCCAAAGGUCUGGCGCAAACUUAUGGCGUUCAAGUGGCCGGUACCUGGGCAUCUAGUUGGACGUCCGAGUGAUGACUCGGUUUAUGUCGCUUCAGCUGUGAUCCCCAUGGGUUGGAUAAACGCUGUGAGUUUAUUUCAACACUUGCAUCGUCGUGCGGGGUUGGCUCGUGAGCCUAGUGGGGCUGGGCUGGACCCAAGCCGCGAAUGGCGGCGCGACAAACCCAUCCCGAAAGGAGCCGUCGAGCCAGCGGGGGCAUGGUACCAGUACUACUUGGAUGAUUUCGACUGUCCGGAAAAGGUUCCUCGGAAUAAAUGGGAAAUAAUGGCGCAGACCAUGUCACCGACUCAGGCCCGUCAGCGUGCGUCGUAUGACCGUAUCGGGAUUGGAAUAUCCGUGAAGAAAGCCCACAUCCGCGAGCCAUGCGUAACCCGCAUGGGUGCGGAGAUUGACGGCCUGGGAGGUUUUCUGUCUGCCCCCCGCGAAAAGAUGUUAGAAACCGGUUGGUUGAUGAUCUGGUCUUUGUCGCGUCCGGCUUUAUCCCCUCGUAUGAUGAUGGUGGUGUUGGGUAGAUUUACGCGAUGCUUUGAGUUUCGUCGUCCCUUGAUGGGUUUACUCAACCGCUGUUGGCCAAAGUCAAUGUGGUGUCGUGCCUCCAGGCCUUCGGCUUUACAAGCCCAUGAGCUCAUCACGGCAGGGUCGCUCCUAGGCUUGGCAGUCAUGGACAUGCGCACGCCAGUGUCAGGGCUGGUGACUUGUUCUGAUGCUUCUACCAAAGGAGGGGGAAUGUGUGCCUCGGCAGGUCUCUCGUCUCGAGGGCAAAAAUUCCUUGAGCAGCUGGACGCCAUACCUUUCGAUACCGAGUGUUUUAAGCCGCAAGGGAGUCUGCAGCAGAAUCCGUGCGGGGGCCCCCGCGUUCUGGUGGUGUCGAUGUUUGAUGGGCCUAGUGCUGCGAUGUGCGGGUUGACGCGGCUUCCUUGCGCUGUGCAGGGAUACGCGAUGUCCGCGACGGAUGUAGAUGAACUCCGGUUGUCUCGCACGAGGUUUCCAGGGGUUAUCCAACUGGGGAAGCCCCAGGAGGUCACUGCUACUGUGAUUGAGAAACUCGUGGCUUCGAUUGGUUAUCGGUUGGAUCUGGUGCUUUUUACAGCUGUUAGUCCGUGCCACUGUUUGGGGGGAGUUGGCGAUGGAACUGCCACGUCAUCUACUCAGCAGCAACUCCUCUUCUGGGAAAUUCCCCGCGUGUACGAGCUACUUAAGCAGUCAUUCGCAGUCCCAGUUCAUUUGCUCCUGGAAAAUCUCGCAGAUAUUCCGGACAGCGCGAUUGCAGCUUUCAACGAGGCAUUAAGACUCAAGCCGUACUUGGUGGACGCCAAGAGCUUCACCUGGGUGCGGCGGCCCAGGCUUUUCUGGGUCACUUGGGGAAUCACUCCACUGCCCGGAGAAGUGUUGCGUGAUGCAGGGCUGUACUACGAGUGGCAGUUUCCGAUUCAGAGGCCCGCUAAGGAUUUUUGGGUUGAUCCAGGGUGCUCCUGGGAUGCCGAGGAGGACACUUUGCUGCCCGUUUUUACUCGGAUCGUUUCAGGUUCACUGCCGAUUGCUAUGAGACUGCUCAUUUGGUUACAUCGGCUGAUGGUUCACUUCGGUAACCUUGAUCAUCGAGUGAUGUUGCUUCUGGAUUCUCAAGUGGUUUGUGGCAUCAUAUCCAAAGGCAUGCGCGCCCGCUACUCCCGAGCCGUCCUUGCGUUCCUCACCUAUGUAGCGGAUGUUGGUCUGCAAGCAGAGAGAAUCAGUCAGCUGUGCGAGGCGGCGGCGUCCUGGGUGGAGUUCCUCUACGCAGACGGCGAACGUAAAGGGCUUGCCAGUGAUGGGCUGGCGGGCCUUCAAUACUUCCUACCGCAAUGCCAGAGCAGGCUUAAACUGGCAUGGAAGUAUGUCAAGGUUUGGCAACGUCUUGAGCCUCCUGAGCGGGUGCUUCCACUCAGUCCUUUGCUAGUGUUGGGAAUGGCCGGGCUCGCAGCCGCGCUACAUCAGCCUGAAAUCGUGGCAGGCCUCUUGGUCUGUUUUGAUGGUAUUCUGCGCAGUGGAGAACUGUACCAACUGCGUGUGGGAGAUGUGACUUUUUACGCAACUAGAGCAGCGCUGCGGCUUGGGUUGACCAAAGGCGGCAAGCGUACAGGCCAAGAGGAAAUGAUUGUCAUCAAUAGUCGAAUCGCGGUUCGUUGGUUGCGGCGCGCUUGCGCAAACAAGCGGGAUGAUCAACUCGUGCUCCAUUGCGGAGCCGAUUUCUUCCGCAGAUGUUUUAAGCUGCUGGUGUCAGAGUUUGGCCUCUCCGACUCCAACCUGAAUGUGUAUUCGCUGCGGCGUGGAGGCGCUUCUUGGGAUUUCUUGGCGUACCAGUCCAUGGAACGAACAUUGCUACGCGGAAGAUGGGCGUCGACUUCAUCGGCGCGAGUGUAUGUACAGGAUGCGGUGGCCACCGUGGCGCACUUAAAAUUGCGGCCGUGGCAAACAGCACUGGCGCAUCGUGCAGCAGCUUUUCUGUGA